AUGCAUAAAAACGAUGCUGCAGUGGAACUACCUACCAGUCGCAUUGCUUGUGUAGUUGCGACUCACUGGAUGGUUUUCCUUUCGUCCACGCUGAAUUUCGCCCGUGGACCCAACGGGGGAGCUCAUAUUGGGCUCGUUAUGGUGAGAAGAAGAAGAGAAGAGGAGGCGAAGGUGGAGGAGAAAGAGAAGGAAGAGGACAAGAACGAGGAGGUGGACGUAGCUCAACAAGCUGAUGGGAGACACAGAAGCUCGCUAGUGACUAAUGUAGAGGGUGGUUUGCUGGUGGCUGACACAGAGGGUGAUGGCUUACAUGGAGAGUGUUGGGGUUCGGUCCCAGAGAUCGGCUGUGCCGGUACGUACUUUCAGAAGCCGAAGCCAUUUUCAGAUGUUGUGGCGUUGUCAGGCUUCACUGAGAGAUGCAUGAGCCACUCCAGAAUUGUCCAUAUAUCAGACCCCACUCUCCUUCAACCCUUUCAAUUCCCAUCUUUUCUUCUCUUUACAUCCAUCUUUCUCUCUUUGCCUAACAUGAACAACACCUCCACCCACGACUUCAUGAACGUAGAUUCCUUCUCUCAGCUUCCCUUUCUCCGCUCCUCUCCUUCCAAAGAUAAAGACAAAUCCAUUCGUCUCUUUGGCCAGGAUUUCUCCCACGCCCCCAAAACCACCCAUACACCCUCCGACAACCACCACAACCACACCAUCAACACACAAAACGCCGAGCCCACCCGCAGAUUCGAGUGUCAUUACUGUUGCAGAAACUUUCCUACUUCUCAAGCCUUAGGCGGCCAUCAAAACGCCCACAAACGAGAACGCCAACACGCCAAACGACACCUCCACUCAGCCAUGCUCGACACCACCCUCCUCUCCGAUCCUACCACCUACGCUUUCACAAACCCCACCUUCAGUUCUUCCACAGUCUCUUAUUCCUCUCACACAGCUUGGGAUUGUAACGCUGCUAGCGGAAGGUUCUAUGGAAGCUACUAUCCUCACCUGCUUCAACCCAUCAAUGGAAGCCCCUUGGGCGUGUGGCGAAUCCCCAACGCCACUGCAGCCACUCACACCCACCACCAGAGUAACCCUAUUUUACACCGUCAAUGCGCCUUGCCUUUGCUUUCUGGCCAGGAAAUGGUGAGGGCGAGGAUGGGUCCCUCCCCUUCUGGCUCGCAGUUUGGUUAUGACCUCAAACCCAGCGUAAAGGACCAUGUGAGUUUGGAUCUUCAUCUGUAACAUCAAUUUUACACACUUACACUGGUUUCUAUACAUGCCAAUAACAUCUCCUGCUCCCACAGGCUCUGAUGGUAUAUAUCAAAUUUGAGAAUUUUCAUCUGUUAUUGUUGGAUCUUUGUUCUAAUGAUGAUUCUCAUAUCGAUCACUGUUUUUAUAUAAUCUUCUUUCC
This is a messenger RNA of Vigna umbellata (rice bean), 1396 nucleotides long. RefSeq names its product zinc finger protein GIS-like. The record is from RefSeq and is a predicted model, not a curated record. Gene Ontology annotation, biological process: response to gibberellin; trichome morphogenesis; trichome differentiation. Gene Ontology annotation, molecular function: DNA-binding transcription factor activity. Lineage: Eukaryota; Viridiplantae; Streptophyta; Magnoliopsida; Fabales; Fabaceae.